This is a messenger RNA of Guillardia theta CCMP2712, 1174 nucleotides long. RefSeq lists its product as hypothetical. Gene Ontology annotation, biological process: transsulfuration. The record is from RefSeq and is a predicted model, not a curated record. Gene Ontology annotation, cellular component: mitochondrion. Bases 249 to 1052 code for a protein of 267 amino acids. The transcript is spliced from 4 exons. NCBI's taxonomy places the organism in Eukaryota, Cryptophyceae, Pyrenomonadales, Geminigeraceae. Gene Ontology annotation, molecular function: thiosulfate-cyanide sulfurtransferase activity.
AGUUGUGGGAUCUUUCGGCCCUCAUGAUAGGAAGCAAUCUCUUUAGAUUGUCUGCCUGUUUGUCACUCGUUUGCCCUUUUCGCCCUGCUUGGGGAUUUUUGCAUUUUGCGGGUAGCGGGAUUCCCCGGGUCGGUCUAAGACAUCAGAGUAGAUUGUUUGUGCAGUUUGAUUCUCAUAGGAGAAGUCUCAGUUACACAAGUCACCGGCACUGGGGAAGGAGUUACCAGACGCACCAAAGGCCUUCGAUGAUGGCAGACUGCCCUCCAAUUGUGGAUUGUGAUUGGCUACACAAGAAUCUUGAGAAAGUCUCAAUCUUGGACGCUUCCUGGUACCUGCCUGCAAUGCAGCGUGAUGCCAUCAAGGAAUUUUCGGAGAGGAGAAUUCCGGGAGCGUUCUUCUUCGACAUCGACAAGGUCAGUGAUACUGAUUCACCUUGGCCGCACAUGAUGCCGUCAGCUCCAACAUUCGCAAAGCUCUCCCGUGCAUGGUACAUGUUCAAGGCCAUGGGACAUGCCAAGGUUUCCAUCCUCAAUGGAGGUUUUCCCAUGUGGGAGUCGCUGGCACACCCUGUCGACCGCGAAAGGAAGCCUGUUGAUGCUACCAGCUCGAGUCCAGCAGAAUACACAUGCGAGGUUCUCAAAGGUUCAAUCUUGGACAUGGCGCAAGUGGAAGCAAACAUCGGUUCGAAGCAGUUCCAGCUCAUUGAUGGUCGGCCCAAGCCCAGAUUUGUUGGUGAAGCGCCAGAACCGAGACCGAUCGAGUCGGGCCACAUCGAAGGCAGCUACUCCGUGCCUUUCCUCGACGUCCUCAGACCCGACGGUACUUUCAAGGAUGAAAGCGAGCUCAAGCAAGUGUUUCAUGAAGCUAAGGUCGACUUGAGCCAGCCAUGCGCCGUGACCUGCGGAAGUGGGGUUACUGCGUGCGUUGUCCGAGCAGCCCUUGAGAUAGUAGGUGUCCGCGAAGCUCCGCUGUAUGAUGGAGCAUACACCGAAUGGAAAACUACCGGCAAGCCGACAUACAAGGGACUUGACAAGUCUCCUUAUGCUCAGUGAGUCUUGCCUUGUGUGGCCUCUCGCCACCGCACUGACUCUCAAAGGUUCAACGUUUCUUCGUCUAGAGGUACUGCCAGGCUUUAAAACAGUCAUGAUGAGAGUCAUUGAAACGGUACAUUGGG